Molecule: messenger RNA, 524 nt
Organism: Erinaceus europaeus (western European hedgehog)
Lineage: Eukaryota; Metazoa; Chordata; Mammalia; Eulipotyphla; Erinaceidae
Product: serum amyloid A-2 protein-like
Exons: 3
Cellular component (GO): extracellular region
Source: RefSeq, a predicted model, not a curated record
GGUUAUCACACCAUGAAGCUUUUCAUAGGCCUGCUUCUCUGCUCCUGGGUCCUAGGGGUCAGCAGCCAGGGCUGGCUUUCCUUCAUUGGUGAGGCUUUUUAAGGGACCAGGGACAUGUGGAGAGCCUACUCUGACAUGAGAGAAGCCAACUACAAAAACUCAGACAAGUACUUCCACGCCCGGGGGAACUAUGACGCUGCCAGCAGAGGACCUGGGGGAGCCUGGGCUGCCAAAGUGAUCAGUGAUGCCAGAGAGAAAUCCCAGAGAGUCACAGACUUUUUCAAGUAUGGAGACAGUGGCCAUGGACUGGAAGACUCUCGGGCUGACCAGGAAGCCAAUGAGUGGGGCCGUAGUGGUGGAGACCCCAAUCGCUACCGACCUGAUGGCUUGCCUGAAAAGUACUGAGCCUCCUCCCUACACCCUCACCCUGCUGUCAGGCUUGGGGGCUGCCUGGUUGAGCCCUCUGCCUGUGGACACGGUGAAGGUCACACAACUGGUAUUUAAUAAAUGCUCUCACUGUAUGA